This is a messenger RNA of Chironomus riparius, 758 nucleotides long. Lineage: Eukaryota; Metazoa; Arthropoda; Insecta; Diptera; Chironomidae. The record is from the annotation of a GenBank genome assembly.
UUUUUCACCACAUAAACGUAAACAAAAAGUAGUCAUUUAAUAAAUUUAUUGAUGUUAAAAGAGUUUUAGUCUAAAAUGUAUCAUUUAGCAUCGGGUUUUUAUGAAAUGUUAACAAAGAAGGAUGAGUUCAAUAUUCUGAUACUAGGAUUAGAUGAUGCUGGAAAGUCAACAUUUUUAGAGACAGCAAAGAUGAAAUUUACCAAAGGAUAUAAAGGAAUGAACCUUAAAUUCAUCACAACAACAGUCGGUCUUAAUAUUGGAGAAAUUAACAUCAGUGGAGUUAAACUUAGUUUUUGGGAUUUGGGAGGUCAAAAAGAGCUUCAAUCAUUAUGGGACAAGUACUAUGACGAGUCACAUGGAGUAAUUUACGUGAUAGACAGCAAUGACAGAGAUCGAAUGAAUGAAUCUAAAGAAUUAUUUGAUAGAAUGAUUAAAAAUGAGUAUCUUAGUGGAGUUCCAUUGCUGAUCUUAGCGAAUAAACAAGAUAUAGUUGACUGCAUGGGUGUUCGGGAGAUUAAGCCAGUAUUUCAGCAACAUGGGCAUUUAAUAGGAAGAAGAGACUGCCUGACAAUUCCUACAUCUGGAUUGACUGGCGAUGGUGUUGAGGAAGCUAUUAAGUGGUUGACGGAUGCUGUAAAAAGGAAUGGAAUUUUAAGACCGCCCAAAAAUAUGACGUGAUUUGAGAUGAAAAAAUUAGAAAUUUUAAAAUAAAAUUUUUUUAAAUUAUUAAACUUUAAAUUAUUGAAAUAAAUUGUGGA